Astrephomene gubernaculifera is the source of this 3984-nucleotide messenger RNA. Lineage: Eukaryota; Viridiplantae; Chlorophyta; Chlorophyceae; Chlamydomonadales; Astrephomenaceae. The record is from the annotation of a GenBank genome assembly.
AUGCAUCAUCAUAAGCGACCUCGAUUAUCUAGUGAAACGUGUGUUGGAACGACUAUCUCUGGACCGCAGGAUGUGGUUGAAAGCGCAGGUGGAGUACUUGGCCUUCAACGGGGCUCAGCUUCAGCGAGGAGCGCUCCAGGCGACGUUGCGUUGAUUGGGCCUAGGGCUGAAGGCUUCGUCGCCAAUGUGGCAAUGAAGCCUGUGGCAACGAAGCCUUCAGCCCCAGGCCCAAUCAACGCAAAGCCGCCUACGCUAAGCACCUCGACAAGCAAAUUUGCCUGUGGAAACGGCGUCAGGCAGCUUCAAGCAGAUCCGGCCUCAGCUGCCCGCCCGUCAGCCACUGCCACUGCCCCAGGCCCUUCUACGACCACCUCUGUCCCUAGAUCAACAGCGCCUCCCUUUCACGGCUCGAAUCCCCAUCAACGGCUAAACCCACAUCAGCAACAACGACAGCGGAACGUAUGGGUACGCCAGGAAGCAGCCCAACAGCAACCACCGUCCACAGCCCAAGCUCCUCCUCUUACCGCACCAGCACCAGCAGCAGAAGAUGCGCAGGCAGCGCUGCAGCGACGACUACAGCGGCAGGGCCGCCUCCCUGCCUCGGCCCCUUCUACUGCCGUUCCCGCAGGCCCUCCACUCCGCCUACCUCAUGCCUCCGGCCUCCCUCAAAGAGCCAAAACAGCGCCCUCCGCAGCCCCAACCCGACCCCAACCCACGCUGCCGACAGGGCUGCCGCACGCUGCUUCUGCUUCUGCUCCGCGGGCCGUAACAGCAACAGCAGCUCCCCAUCAUCAACCCACCCGUCGAGUAUGGGUUCGCCCGCCAGCUGCUCCCACUGCUGCUCCUACUGCGGCUGCUGGUGCUGCAGCUGCGGAAGUCGCAGCCAGGCCGGCAGCCGCAGCCGCGGCGCAAGGAGCGCCAGUAGUCGCAGCCGCCGCAGGGGCGGCUUCCAAGCGAGCGCCGGCUUCAGCUUCCACUGCCAGUGAUACCUCUGCUACCGCCACCGCCAAGUCUGCAGCCACUAGAACCGCUGCCGCUGCCACUGCUGCCACCGCUGCUGCUCCUGCCGCCCCUGGCACCGGCGUCACCGACCUACAUCCGCAUGGGACCCCAGCUACCGGGCCAGACAACGAGGCAGUGUCGCGGGAGGGACCGCGGGGGGCUGCGGCGACCGGUUGUGCGACGCCUGCAGGAGGAGCAGCGGUCGGCAGUAGCUGCUUGUACCUGCGACCCGGUCGCAACAAGCUGGUGAUGAAGCCCGCAGCAGCAGCCGCGGCCACUGCAGCUGUGGCAGUGACGGCUGCAGCGGCUUCGCGUACCGAAGCCUCCGCGCAGCUCCCGUCUGCUCUCCUGGCCAGGACUGAGGUUGUAGCUGAUACCGCCGGCGGCGGCAGUACCGGCGUUGACGCUCCUGGAAGCAGGUCUCAGGUGCCCUCCGGGGCCGUACUUGCGGCGCCACCUCUAGCCUCAGCGCCAGCGGCGGCGGUGGAGCAGAGCGCAGCUGAACCCGCAGGGACAGCAGCCGCAACAUGUGGUGAUCCUGGAGGCGCUGCUGGCGUCACUGGCAAUGCCGGAGCUGUUGUACGAUAUCGUCGUACGGGCAUGCGAUUGGUUCGCACCCGCUCCCUGCCCUCCUCGCCAGCAGCUGCAGCAGCAGCAGCCGGAUCCAGCGUCGGCGCCGCUGCAGUGGCAACUUCCAGACCAGUGCAAAUGGUGACGGCGGCGGCGGCGGCGACAGAACAACGUCUUGAGCAGCAGCAACAGCAACACCUCGCCAAGGCGCUGGAAUCGCAGCAGCUGCUACUGCUGCACCUCCGCCGGCGCUCCGCUGCAUCAUCGGCGGCGCAUGCUGCUGGGGUCUCCAAGCCGACAACACGGCCGGCGGCGGCCGCGGCGUUACGCCGUUCACGGUUAACAUGGCGACGAACUACGAUGACAGCGACGGCGACAGCGAAUGAGAGUUCUGAAACGGCUACAAAUUUGACAGCAGGGCCUGAUGCGAAGGGCGGAAGUGCCGGGAACGCUGUGUCUGUCGUACUUCAGGCGCCACAGCAACCGCAGCUGAUGCUUCGGCGAGUCGGCCUUACACGGCUGCGGCUGCUGCCCAACCCUGCUGCGACGGCAGCGGCGGAUACGGCUGCGGUGUCGCCGGCUGCUAACGUAGCUCGCUUACGUCUUCUAGCGGCGGCUCGUGCUGCUGGUCAGUCGCACCACCCGUCUGCAGCAGCACCCACAGCGGCGGCGACAGCGUUGAAGUCGCCGACGCGAAACCAGACCGUUGCGGCGGCGGCGUUACGUCGCCGCGGCGGCGGUGGUGGCCGGUCGUUGCAACUGGUAACCGUCAACGGUCAGCAGUACUAUGCCGUCGGAAGCCGCGGCGGCGGAAGCGGUGCCGCCGCUGGCGGCAAUGCUGCCGGCGGCGGAAGCAGCAGGGAGGGAGUACGGCAGCUACAGUCUUUGAGCAGCGUCGCGGGCAAGGCAGCCGCGGCGGCGGCGGCCGCUCUGGCGAAGCGGCGUGCCAUCGCGGCGAAGCCUCGGAGGGCGUCAAUCGCCUCACGUGCCGUACAACUGGCCGUGUGGCGCCGUCGUGGCUUAGACCCAACCAGCCCCACUACUGCCGCUGCUGCUGCUGCUGCCGCCGUCGGUGUACGUCGUUUGGGUACUGUUGCGGCGUCAACCUGCACAUCGUAUAAUCCCUUGGUUCCCAAGACGACGGCUAGCGGCGCCGGUCGCGUGCUGGGCACCAGCGCCGGCGCCGCCGCCAGAGCGACAGCGGCUCAACGCAUCCUGGCCAAGGCUCGCAUGCGGCGUGCGGCGGCACGCGCCACACAGGCCCGCGGCUACUGCCCCGAUUACUGCAGGACCGGCAUCUGCCCUCACUCUCGCGACGCCAACGCCGCCCCUUCCUCCUCCUCCGGCCCCAACGCCGGCAACGAUAAGCCCCCCAGCAGCACAAACGACAACACCAACGGCAAUCACGGCAGCACCGCAAACGGUAACACUGCUGCCAACACCAACAACGGCACUAGCGGCAGUAACGUCAGCGGCAGCGGAGGUGCCGCCGCCGCUGCAGCAGGCAGCAGCCGCCCAGCGCCGCCCCAGCGCUGCCCCUACACGCACGACCCGUCCAAGGUGGCGGUGUGCGGCCGCUGGCUGGCGGGCGGCUGCUGCGACCCGGCCUGUCCGCUGCAGCACCGCCGGCUGCCGGACCUCAUGCCGCUGUGCAGCUACUUCCUGCAGGGCAAGUGCACUGCCGACAGCUGCCCCUACCUACACAAGACCCCGGCCCCCUCCGCGCCCGUCUGCCGCGCCUUCCUGUCCGGCCACUGCCCCCGCGGAGCCGCCUGCCCCCACCUGCACCUAACGUCCAAGAUGGCGCGCGAGCGGGCGAGGCUCCUGGGCAGCACUGCAGCAGCAGCAGCAGCAGCGGCGGCGGCGGCAGGUCAGCGGCCUCGUGGGGGGCGCCGAGCAGGUCUGGGUGUCCCGGGUGAUGGCACCGCUGACGGCGCCGCUGCUGCUGCAACAUGGAGGAGGCCUGCUGCCAAGCGACAUCUGUCGGAGGCAGCAGCAGCUGCAGCUGCUGCUGCGGAUGCUGCCGGUGACGCAGCGGGGGCAGCAGCAGCAGCAGGGCUGUCGCAGUCAUCUCCGCCCAGACGGCGCCGUCGUGGCGGCUUUCGCUACUUUGACAGCUUGCCUGAUGAAGUGGAGCUGGGCCACCAGCAGCAGCAGCAGCAGCAGCUCGUGUUGCCUCGGCCUGGGGGCAUUGCUGCUGGUGCUGCGGCGGCGGCGGCGGCGACCGGAAGUGCGGAGGAGCAGCCUGCAAGGGACGCCUCGGCCGGAGGAUGUGAGGCUGACGGGCGCGGCAGUGGAGCAGCGGCGGGUGGACUGAGAGGCCGGCUGCAGCGGCCGCAGCAGCAGGACGAACCUGCUGGGGGCUUCAUGGAUUUCAUCACCGCCGGGGGUGACUGGGGGGGCAGAAGCGGG